ACACACACACACACACACACACACACACACACCUCAGCAGGCACAUUGAGGCUGAUAUUCUCUUACUGCAACUCACAGCUGACAUGGCUUUCGGGACAGUGCAAGCUACUCUAAGCCUUCUGUCACUCUUCCUUUUCUUAAACAUCCUCACAGAUAAUGUGGCUGCUGCGAUGUCCAUUCGAGAAAAAUGUGAGUGUGUCAUAGAGACUGGUUCUGUGCCUUGGAGACGUAUCACUGACUUUGAAAUGAAAAUGCCAGACGCUCUUUGCAAUAAAGUUCAAAUUAUCAUCAAACAGGGAGAUCAACUGUUCUGCCUGAACCCAGAUUCCGAACAAGGCAACAGACUAAGGAACUGCUGGACACGGAUUAAGUUCAAUGAAAGAAAGAAGAAAGUCUGCAUACAACCUAAAGCCAAAAAGAGAGGAAGAGGAAGAGGAAAGCCGAAGAAGCAGUAACUGCAUACAACCUAAAGCUAAAAAGAGAGGAAGAGGAAGAGGAAGGCCGAAGAAGCAGUAACUGCUGGCAGGGAAUAUAUAUCCUACAAAAGAACUAACCUAUUAAUAUACAAAUAAUGCACACUAUGUAUGUAGCUCUUUGUCUGCUGCUAAGACAUUUUGUACUACUGUUUUCUAAUACUGCCUUAUGUAACACUUUUAUAUUCAUUUUAUAAUGUUUUUAUACAAUAAAAUGACUAAACAAUACAUUUUAGAAUUACUUAAAAUGCAGAAAAAGUGCAAAGGAGGAAGAGAUGGAGAAGAAGAAAAGAAGAAGAAAAAGAAGAGUAAUGCAUUAACUCAUUACUGUUCAUGUCGGAAUUUCUAUAUGAAUUUCUGAAUUUGUAUGAAUUUAUAUGAAUUUAUAUUAAUUUCUGAAUGUGCUUUGAGCUUGUCUGAGAGCACAAAUCUGAAAAAAAAAUCAAACUGAUCAAACAUGAGUAUGUUUCACUUAUUACAUCAUAAAUUCUUAGUCUAAUUUUUACAAAACCAUUUUAAAAAUAGAUUGUGAAUAAAAAUAUAAAAAUUACAUCACAAAAAAUAUAAUUAAAAUAAAUAAAAAUCGAGUAGA
Molecule: messenger RNA, 1065 nt
Organism: Colossoma macropomum (tambaqui)
Lineage: Eukaryota; Metazoa; Chordata; Actinopteri; Characiformes; Serrasalmidae
Gene: cxcl18a.1
Product: chemokine (C-X-C motif) ligand 18a, duplicate 1
Exons: 4
Coding region: 84-455 (123 amino acids)
Biological process (GO): immune response
Cellular component (GO): extracellular region
Molecular function (GO): chemokine activity
Source: RefSeq, a predicted model, not a curated record